CAGUAAUGAUGUUUACAUGAGAAUACAGGAUAAAAAAUAUUAUUACAGUUAUUUAUUGACUCAACACAGCUGUUCAUGUUUAUGUAAAAAAUUGACUUUGAAAAUUUCAUUUUUUAAUAUUUAAUAGGUUGUUUAAUCAUAAAUGUUAUUAAGUCAGAAAAUUUUUAUUAUUUUACCUUCUUCGGGUUAGAUGUUGACAUGAAUAUAUCAGUCAUGCCAGAGGGAUUCAGAUUCCAUGAUCAAAUGUUUGGUUAUGUUAAUGACCUAUUUCUAUUUUUGCACAUAAUUCGGAUAAGUAGUAGUUUAUUAUAAAUUUUCUUAGAUUCUCAAAGUUUCGAAUUUGCCGCUCACGUUUCUUUGAAGAGCCAGACCAGCUGCAUCAACACUUUGUGUAUAUUCUACCGACAAAACAAUACGUUGGCUUAACUAUUCAUUUUUUAUAUCGAAAAUAGAUUACAUUGAUAACUGAAUUCUUUUAUUUUUGUAUAAUGAAUAUAAAUUCAAAUUGUUGACAAAUUUAUGUAAAUUGAAUAAUGGAUAAAUCAUCAGAAAUGAUAAGUGAAGGAACUAUCGUAGAAGUUAACCAACAAGAAGAUGAAGGAAACAUACAAUCAAAAUUAUCAUUUGAAGAUGCUAUUUUAUCACGAUUAGUUUAUUCAUCAGCAGUAUUUAAAAGUCAACAAAAAGAUGAACCUGAACUGUCAAUAGAAGAGAAGAAAAAAAUUGCAUCUAACCUCCUAAAUAAAAGUCAUGCUCAAUUUCUCUCUCGUUUUGGCAAAUAUUUAAAUAAUAAUUUACUAGAGUACUUUUCUAUCAUUGAUAAAAAUGAUUAUGAAGUAAUUCAUCAUGUAAAUAAAUUGAAAAGGUAUUUCAACAAUGACAGAAGAGAAAUGGAUACGAAAAAUAGGAGAUAUGAAGCUUUGAAAACAUUGAUAGAAAAAGGAGAAUAUUUUAGUGAAACUGCAAUGAUGAAUAGAAAUCCAUUGCUGUAUGAUAAUCUCAUAGGAAAAUAUCUUACUGAAGCCGAGAAAAAAGCUAGAGAUAGUGUCAAUGAAAAAGACAAUACGCUGGUCAAUAGGUUGAUGAAAGGAAUUGAUAAAGACGAAGCUGACGAAUUAAAAAAACGACAAGAAGAUGCUGAAAAUGAUGUUUUAGAGGAAACUGAUUCUGAUUCAGAGACUGAAGAAGAUGCUGACACUGAUGAAACUGAUACACAAUCAUUAAAGCAUAAGACAAAUAAAAAUGUACUACCUCAGGAAAAUAAAAAUAUAGGUAACAAACCUUCAUCAUCAUGGGGUAACAUUCCAGAACCUGAUAAAGAAAUUGAUGAGAAUGAAUCUACAACAAGUAAAGCACUUACAAGGGAAUAUAUUUCUUCAAAGGAGCAGAAAAUUCUCAGAGAAGAAUUUAUAUCUCACAUGUAUCAGACUUUUCUAGAUGGCAAAGAUUCUGAAUUUGAUUACAGUACUGUUGACGAUAAUGAAGCAUAUGAUAAUCUUGACAUAAAAACCCAUGAUGAAGAGGAAAAAUAUUUUGAUUCUGAAUCUCCAGAAUGGGUUGCUUCACCUAAAACUCAGGAUAAGAUACAGGAUGAUGAAUCUGAGGAUGAGUUGGAUAAAUAUAUGAACUCACUCAAGCCGAUUACAUCUGUGAUGACUGGCUUGGAGGAGCAAGAAAAACUAUUGGAAGAUGCAAUUGGAGUCGUUAAAGUCCAGGCACUGCAGAUGAAGUUUUGCUUAGACAAUGCCAAACUUAUGGAUGCCUUGAAACAUGCUUCAACUAUGCUUGGAGAACUGAGAACCUCUCUUUUAAGUCCGAAAAGCUAUUACGAAUUGUAUAUGGCCAUCACUGAUGAACUUCGACAUUUAGAAUUAUAUUUAUUAGACCAAUAUCAAAAGGGAAAAAAAGUAACAGAUUUGUACGAACUCGUCCAAUAUGCCGGGAAUAUUGUUCCUCGUCUAUAUCUACUUAUUACAGUUGGAUUAGUAUAUAUAAAAACCAAUCCGUGCCUCAAAAGAGAUUUAUUGCGAGAUUUAGUUGAAAUGUGCCGUGGAGUACAGCAUCCAUUAAGGGGUUUAUUUCUACGUAAUUAUUUGCUACAAUGUACGCGAAAUAUAUUGCCUGAUGUAAUAGAAGGAGAUGAUGAAGAAGGAACUGUUCGUGAUAGUAUAGAUUUUGUACUCAUGAAUUUUGCUGAAAUGAACAAAUUAUGGGUUCGUAUGCAGCAUCAAGGUCACAGUAGAGAUAAAGAACGAAGAGAACGUGAACGAGAAGAAUUAAAAAUUCUAGUGGGUACAAAUCUUGUAAGAUUGAGCCAAUUGGAGUCUGUGACUCUAGAAAUUUAUAAAAAAUUAGUGUUACCGGGAAUUUUGGAACAAGUUGUAAGCUGUAGAGAUGCAAUUGCUCAAGAAUACUUGAUGGAAUGUAUCAUUCAAGUAUUUCCAGAUGAAUUUCAUUUGCAAACUCUAAAUCCUUUUUUAAAAUCAUGUGCUGAAUUACACAGUGGAGUAAAUGUUAAAAAUAUAAUAAUAUCAUUGAUUGAUCGUCUGGCGUCGUUUAGUCAACGAUCGGAUGGAGUAGGUGGCCCCGGAAGUCCUGGUCAAGCUCUAGGAAUUCCACAAGAUGUACAAUUGUUUGAUGUUUUUAGUGAUCAAGUUGCAACAAUUAUCCAGACCAGACAAGAUAUGCCACCUGAAGAUAUCGUUUCACUCCAAGUAGCGUUAAUUAAUCUGGCUCACAAAUGUUAUCCCGAUCGUGUGGAUUAUGUUGAUAAAGUUUUAAACACAACUGUUCAGAUAUUCCAAAAAUUAAAUAUAGAAAAUUUGGAGUAUAACAGUGCUGUAUCGAGAGAGCUCUCCAGACUGAUGAAGAUACCUGUUGAUAAUUACAAAAAUAUCUUAACCGUCUUAAAAUUAGAGAAUUAUGCACCACUUUUGGAGUAUUUUGAUUAUGAAGGAAGAAAGUCAUUAGCUAUUUAUAUUAUUUCAAAUAUAUUAGAUAAUGAAACGUUAAUUCCUACCCAAGAACAAGUUGAUAUUGUUUUAUCAAUGGUAUCACCCUUGGUCCAAGAUCAACCGGAUCAACCAAAUAUUGAAGAAGAUCCGGAAGAUUUUGCAGAAGAGCAGGGAUAUCUUGGACGAUUGAUUCAUCAUUUCAAAUCAGAAACUGCCGAUCAACAGUAUAUGAUUUUGAGUGCUGCUCGAAAACAUUUCAGUGCUGGUGGUAACAAGCGAAUAAAAUACACUCUUCCUGCAAUCGUUUUUCAAGCAUAUCAACUUGCUUUUACUUAUAAAGCAAUAAAAGAUCAGGACGAUAUGUGGCAGAAAAAAUGUCAAAAAAUAUUCCAAUUUUGUCAUGCCACAAUAACAGCUUUAAUGAAGGCAGAGUUUGCAGAAUUACCACUCAGAUUAUUCCUUCAAGGUGCUUUGGCCAUUGGAGAAAUUCGAUUUGAAAAUUUCGAAAUGGUAGCUUAUGAAUUCAUGAGCCAAGGAUUUUCAAUAUAUGAAGAUGAAAUCAGUGAUUCUAAAGCUCAGUUAGCAGCGAUCACUUUAAUUAUUGCAACUUUUGAACAAAUGAGCUGCUUUAAUGAAGAAAAUGCAGAACCAGUAAGAAAUCAGUGUGCUCUUUAUGCAAGUAAACUAUUACGAAAACCAGAUCAAUGUAGAGGUGUGGCAACAUGUUCACACAUAUUUUGGUCCGGAAAAUCUUUGGCAACAGGAGGAAAAGAGAUGCAAGAUGGAAAUAAAGUAUUAGAUUGUCUCAAAAAAGGAAUUCGAAUUGCAAAUCAAUGUAUGGACACGUCAGUACAAGUCCAACUUUAUGUUGAAUUACUUAAUCAUUACAUCUAUUUUUAUGAAAAAGGAAAUACAUCGGUCACGGUACAAAUAUUGAACCAAGUGAUUGCAAAAAUAAAAGAAGAACUCCCUAACUUAGGAAUAAGUGAAGAAACCGAACAAAUUCAAAAGCAUUUAGCAAACACUUUAGAACAUUUAAGAAAUAGAAUGAAACUUUCUGAUUCCGAAGGACAACCCUACCAUGGUCUUGUUUUAUAAUUUUCAAAUUUUCUGAAAUUGAUUUGUUGUACGAAUUUUGUUACGUUUUGGAGCCAAUCUGGCUGGUACAGUAGUUUUUUCAACGAGACUUUUUUCUUUAUUACAUCGCCUUGGUGCUACCAUUAACGCCUACAACAACCUCGGGCUCAAGCCACGGAUGUCGCGCUUUAGGCUCAAAAUUCUAUUGCUAAUAUUCUUAGAAAGCUUAUUCUGAAGAACAACUCUACCAUGAUCUUGUUUUGAAAUUUUAAAAUUUUCUGAAAUGAAUUUGUAAAUAUGCUGUAACAAAUUGGAGUGGAGCAUCAUGUUUGUAAAAAUUUCUUCAAAUUUUUUGGUAAAAAAUUCAUUAAAUUGGUGACUAAUUGUUGGAUAUUUUAUAAUGAUUCGAUCAUUAAUAUCUUGCACUAAUACAAUUAGUAUUUAAAACUAAUCUAAUAAAUCAUCUACCAUUUUACAUUGUCGUUUUUAUGAUUCUGAAUCAGAUUUUGAUAAAAAAGUUAUUAUAUACUGUAUAGGAAUUAAAAGUGAGAGGCAGCUUAGAGUAACAGCAUCUUUUUGGAAGUUUUUUUAAUAGUAGGGAUUAAUUCCUGCUUAUUUUUAUUAAUGAGGAAUAAUUAUUUUAAAAUUAAUAUGGUAACAUUGGCUGUUUAAUUUACGUUAUUCAAAGCUGUUUUCCCUUCUGCAUUAGUUUUUUAAUGCCCCGAAAAGUAUUGGUAUUAUAGAAAUUUUAAUGUAUAAACUUUUAUCUGUAUAUUUGUUAAAAUAAAAUAC
Messenger RNA from Chelonus insularis, 4823 nucleotides. RefSeq names its product Vacuolar protein sorting 35 (gene Vps35). Gene Ontology annotation, cellular component: retromer complex; late endosome; retromer, cargo-selective complex. Gene Ontology annotation, biological process: intracellular protein transport; retrograde transport, endosome to Golgi. The record is from RefSeq and is a predicted model, not a curated record. Bases 534 to 4052 code for a protein of 1172 amino acids. NCBI's taxonomy places the organism in Eukaryota, Metazoa, Arthropoda, Insecta, Hymenoptera, Braconidae. The transcript has 11 exons.